Adineta ricciae is the source of this 537-nucleotide messenger RNA. Lineage: Eukaryota; Metazoa; Rotifera; Eurotatoria; Adinetida; Adinetidae. The record is from the annotation of a GenBank genome assembly.
AUGGAACUGAGAAACGAAUCUUCAGCAGUGAAGAUCACUGUUCCACAGAAACCUCCGUCCUUAGAACAACAACCUGAAGUUGUUCGAACACGGAAAACUCUGCUUAUUUUCAUCGGUAUUUUAUUUGUUCUGUGUUUUAUCAAUUUCAUGUUUGUUAUUCAUUCAUUGGCAACGAGCAGUUCAAAUAAAGAUCAACCUCCUAAUAGUAGUUCACAAUUAGUAUCCAUAUUGAUUGCUUUUGUCUACUAUGGAUUCGGUGUACUAGUGACAUAUCGUUACUAUCAAACAGGUUUACUUGCCUUUGCAUGGCUUGGUUUCGUCUCACUUCUAUUAAUGCUGGCUGUUGUAAUCGUUAUUCUAAUUGGAGUGAUCAUUACAACGUCACAUUUAGGAUUUGUGAAAGGAAUCCUGGUUGGUGUCAUAUUCAUUGUUAUUUGUCUGGCCGCUUCAUUACUUCAGAUUUUUGCUGUUCGAUAUGCUUUUCGUCUAUCGAAACUAUUAAGAUCAACUAAACGAUUCACUAUUGAGCAGAUCUAA